ACAACGAGAAACAGAAAGUUCUAAGCUAAAAUAAUUUUAAACCAAUAAAAGUGCAAUGUAUUCGUUUAUGCAAAUGUUGUGUGUGAUUUUGCUGCCGGCUUUGGUCUGGUCAGCGGCGCUGGAGGAGGGCGAGCGUGAGGAGGCUUUGCACUUCAAUUUUCACACUGAAAAUGGACAUCAGCGAAGCGAGGACAUAACCUACACUGUCAGACCAGAAACGGAUCGGGCUGAUAGGGAGAAGGGCACCCCCAAGCCCGUGGAGUAUCGUGGCGGCUACAGCUUCAUCUCAGCGGAUGGCUACGAGUAUCAGGUGCUCUACAAGGCCAACAAAAACGGCUUCCAGCCCUAUGUAACAGCGCACAAGAUCAAGUCGGAUAAGAUCUGAAUACGAAUAGAUUUCUCUUGUGUUGUGAUAGACGAUAAAUAAACCGAAUUUUUA
This is a messenger RNA of Drosophila subobscura, 439 nucleotides long. RefSeq lists its product as uncharacterized. Lineage: Eukaryota; Metazoa; Arthropoda; Insecta; Diptera; Drosophilidae. Bases 56 to 385 code for a protein of 109 amino acids. The transcript is spliced from 3 exons. The record is from RefSeq and is a predicted model, not a curated record.